AUGUCGGUGCCAAGUCGAGACGUCUAUCUUGCGCAGGGUUUCGACCCAGCGUCAUUGCGGGUCCCCCAGCUCCGCUCCAUCCUCCACGAAUACAACGUUCGUCACCCAUCUACCGCGAAGAAGGCCGAUCUCAUCGCCCUCUUCGUUUCCGAAAUUCAGCCCCGUUCCGCUGCCAUCCUCGCCCAGCAAGCUCGUGUGCGGCCUUCCUCGACGGGCAUUGUAGCCGUCUCGUCAACCGGCGAGGAGGCGCCUGCGGCGCCCAUCAUUGGCAAGCGUCCCCGCGCCCGAUCGAGGAAGGCAGCCUCGUCAGCUGCUGAGGACCCCAAGUCCGAGGACGACGUCGUCGCUGUGCCCGCCAAGCGGACACGGUCGCGCCGCUCGACCGUCGACGUAGCGGACGAGGAGGCUGCGCCGACCCCGGCACCAAAGAAGAGAGGCCGCCCGUCGAAGAAAUCAAAGGAAGUUGCCGAGGUUGACGAGGACGGUGACGUGAAGAUGGAGGAUAUCCCGGAGGCAUCUUCCCCGCUCCCGCCACCUCCUCUCAAGCAACGCCGCAAAUCUGCGAAGGCGGAAGCACUGGUCCACAGCAACCAGGAGCCUGUCGAGGCGCCGCGGACGGUUCCUGCUACCGCGCCCGCCGCUGUGCGCAAGCCGCGCAAGUCCUUUGUGCCGGCUCCCAAGCCUGAGGAACACAUGACGCCUCAGCGUCCGCGUCGGUCAUCAAAUGUUGCCGACGGCAGCUCGCCGUUUUCGGAUUACAACCCUUUCCAGGCUGGUAGUGCCGAGGCUGCCGAGGUUGCCCAUCGACGUCGCAAGUCUUCCCUUGGUCUCGGUGAGGGCAAGCGCAGAGCCCCGCGUCCGAGCGAGUGGACAGCCACCUCGCAACCAUCUGCCUCCAUUCUCCGCAAGGUCGGGCCCUCGAAUGAGAAUCUCCGUUCUCCAGCACCGCCCACCAAGGUUGCAUAUGCGGAUGAGGUCGCAGAGGCGGACGCAUACAACGCCGUUGUCGAGCGCAAGUUCGGCGAGGUCACCAGCGCCCACACUGAUGAGCCGGAGAUCACUGUAACAACCACUACCCAGGUGGUGGAGAGGCCAGUGCAGAGGUCUAAGGGCAAGGCGAUCAUGCGCCGCAAGCCACGGCCAAACAGCAAGGUACUUCCGUUGUCGCUCUUCGGCAUCCUGCUCUUCCUUUUGACUGCCCAUUACAAGUCGAUGUCGGCGAGCAAUGGCUUCUGUGACGACAACAGCCGUACCAACAGUGUCAUUCUCAGCCGCGAACUCCCUAUCAAGGCUGCACAAGACUGCAUCUCCCAGCGCUCGCAGGACUCGUCUGAGUUUGCAACAACGGAUUGUAACCUGCAGGCAUUACCGCUGGUCCCGUUCUUCCCACGUCCACAGGAGUGUACACCGUGCCCCGUCAACGCACAAUGCAACAGGGGCGAGGUCAUCUCAUGCGACCCAGAAUACAUCCUCAGACCUAGCCUUUUGGCACCUCUCUCGCCUCUUUUUGAUGGAUGGCCAAUGUUGCCUUCGCGCGUUUUCCCUCCCAAGUGCAAGCCGGACACUGCGCGCAUGCGCCAGAUCGGCCAACUCGCAACGCAGGUUGAGCGCUUCCUCGCGCAGCGCCGGGGCACGUUCGAGUGCACCAACACGGCUGUUGAUCUUACGGUCGGCCCGGGCGUACGUUACGGCGUUUCGGAGAAGGAGUUGCUCAACAUGUUCGCGGAGCGCCGAGUUGACUCGAUCGACCGCGACGACUUCAACGAGAUGUUCCAGCGCGCUGUCACGGACCUCGUCAGCCACAAGGAGCUCGUCGAGUCCAUCGACGAAUACGGCACGUCUUACUACACAUCCGCGCGUUCUGAGAUGUCGAUACCAUGCCGCGUCAAGCUCCACUUACUGGGACUCCUUGACGAAUGGAAGUCGGAGGUGGGCGGCACUGUUGCCGUGAUCGCCGUCAUAUUUGCCCUGCGCAACCGCGUCCAGGCAUCGCGCACCGAAAGCAAGCAGGUGCGUGAGUACACGGAGAUGGCGGUGCGGCGGCUGCAAGACCAAGAAUAUCGUCACUAUACCGAUCCCGUGCUGAGCCCCACGUCGUACAUGCCGCCCGCGCAACUGCGCGAUGUUAUCCUCCCCGCGUCGCUCGGCCAGGGCGCUAAGCAGCGAGUCUGGUCCAAGGUCGAGGCCAAGGUGGAGGAGAACGCCAACGUCCUCGUGCGCGAGCGCGAGGUCAAGGGCGACGUGUGGAAGACGUGGGAGUGGAACGCCAUCGGUGGUGGCCGCGCAGUCCAAGUCCCGAGCAGCCCACCAGCGAUCGAGCCUCGGCCACCGGCCUUUUAG
Cutaneotrichosporon cavernicola is the source of this 2340-nucleotide messenger RNA. RefSeq lists its product as uncharacterized. Gene Ontology annotation, molecular function: chromatin binding. NCBI's taxonomy places the organism in Eukaryota, Fungi, Basidiomycota, Tremellomycetes, Trichosporonales, Trichosporonaceae. Gene Ontology annotation, cellular component: nuclear inner membrane. The coding region runs from base 1 to 2340 and encodes 779 amino acids. The transcript is spliced from 5 exons. The record is from RefSeq and is a predicted model, not a curated record.